Leptosia nina is the source of this 3030-nucleotide messenger RNA. The record is from the annotation of a GenBank genome assembly. NCBI's taxonomy places the organism in Eukaryota, Metazoa, Arthropoda, Insecta, Lepidoptera, Pieridae.
AUGGAGCUUAACGAAAGGAUACUAUGUUAUUUAGAAGGAAGUGAUAAAGUCGAUACGUUGAAACUAGCCAAUGAAUUUAAUGAAGACCAUCAAAAAAUUAUUGGUGCGGUUAAAAGUAUAGAAGCUCUCGAGAUGGUUACUUCGGAGCCCGUAAAGACUACCAAGUGGGGUUUAACUGAAGAAGGACAAUUAGUCGCCGACCAUGGUAGCCAUGAAGCUGUCUUGUACAGGAGUAUUCCAGAGGACGGUAUAUCACAGGCAGAAGUUAUGAAGAAAGUUCCGAACGCAAAAGUUGGAUUUAGUAAAGCAAUGUCAUCAGGUUGGAUUUAUAUAGAUAAAUCAGCGGGUGCACCUUUAGUUAAAAGAAAAGUUGAGUCCAUUACUGAUACUGUACAAGAAAAUUUGAAUGAAAUCAAGAAAGGAAUUGAUAAUCUUACAGAUAAUAUUCGCAAUGAUUACAAGAAACGGAAGCUUUUGCAAGAAAUUACAUUGAAAAGCUUCAUUUUAUCUAAAGGUCCACAGUUUGCAACAUCAAUUAAGAAGUUAGAAACUGACUUGACCAGUGAAAUGCUAAUGACUGGUGCAUGGAAGGAAUUGCAAUUUAAGCCAUAUAACUUUGAUGCUUUAGGUCAGCCACCAGCAAGUGGACACCUUCAUCCACUGCUUAAAGUGAGGUCUGAAUUCCGGGAAAUAUUCCUAGAGAUGGGCUUCACAGAGAUGCCAACAAAUCAAUAUAUUGAGAGUUCCUUCUGGAAUUUUGAUGCUCUCUUCCAGCCUCAACAGCACCCUGCUAGAGAUGCGCACGACACAUUCUUCAUGUCUUCACCUGCUGCCAGUACAACCUUUCCUAUGGAUUACCUAGAAAAGGUUAAAAAGGUGCACAGCGAAGGAGGCUAUGGAUCGCAGGGUUAUAGGUAUGAUUGGAAAAUAGAGGAGGCACAGAAAAAUUUACUGCGCACCCAUACAACAGCAGUGAGUGCGCGUAUGCUAUACAAAUUGGCUCAGGAGAAAGAAUUCAGGCCACAAAAAUACUUCAGUAUAGAUAAGGUGUUCCGGAAUGAAACACUUGAUGCUACCCAUUUAGCUGAGUUCCACCAAGUGGAAGGUGUGGUAGCAGCGCGGGGCCUAGGACUAGCUGAUCUAAUCAGCGAGCUGGACGCUUUCUUCUCAAGACUCGGUUUUGAUAAACUGCAGUUCAAACCUGCCUACAAUCCAUAUACCGAGCCAAGCAUGGAAAUAUUUGCAUACCACACUGGGCUCGGAAAAUGGAUUGAAAUCGGCAACUCUGGCGUAUUCCGUCCCGAAAUGCUGCUACCAAUGGGAUUACCUUCAGAUGUGAACGUAAUUGCAUGGGGUCUAUCCUUGGAAAGACCUACAAUGAUCAAAUAUGGCCUCAACAAUAUCAGAGAUCUUGUUGGACCCAAAGUAGAUCUUCAAAUGGUUCAGAGCAAUCCGAUAUGUUUUAAAUUAGUGCGAGGCCCUUUGAGGCUGAGCGUAAGAAACUAUGAGAUACCAGAAAAAUUGAAGGGUGUAGCUAGUGACCCGAAUCCAAGCUUUUAUAAGAUGGUGGAGUAUUUUUACCACUACGCAGUGAAGGUAUGCGAACCGAGUCUUGAGGCCUAUUUAAAAAAGCAUACACAUUUCUCGGAUAAAAAACGGAAGCAAAGGGUCGCUGGAAUUUUAAAGGUUAUGGGCUCGUGUAAUAGUUCGUUACAAUUUGAAUUUCCACUUCAACGGAAAAAUGGCGACUAUGAGAUUAUACAUGCUUAUCGUUCGCAACAUAGCGUGCACCGCUUACCUUGUAAAGGUGGUAUAAGGUUUUCUGAUAAAGUUUAUCUAGAAGAGGUAAAAGCUCUGGCAGCGCUGAUGACAUACAAGUGUGCUUGCUCCAAUAUCCCGUUUGGUGGUGCUAAAGGAGGUGUUGCUAUAAAUCCGAAAAAGUACACAGUCGCCGAGUUGCAGAGGAUAACCAGACGGUAUACACUCGAAUUGGCAAAGAAAAACUAUAUUGGAGCUGGGAUCGAUGUACCGGCCCCAGACGUGAAUACAUCAGGAAGAGAAAUGUCAUGGAUUGUUGAUACAUAUAUAAAAACUUUGGGAUACAACGAUUUGAAUGCAGCCGCCUGCGUAACAGGGAAACCUAUAAAUGGCGGUGGAAUCCGUGGGCGCGUGGAGGCGACUGGUCGGGGUGUGUUUAUCACAGCCAGCGAGUUCAUGCACGACGAACAGUGGAUGAAGCUCAUCGACCUUGAACCUGGUUUUAACGGCAAAACGGCCAUAGUUCAGGGUUUCGGCAACGUUGGCAGUUGGGCCGCUAUGUACCUUCAAGAGAGCGGCGUAAAGGUAAUCGGUGUGCUGGAAGCUGACUGCAACCUCAAGAACCCGGAAGGCAUCAAGUGUAAGGAACUACAUGACUACAAGACGAAAAACCGCGGCAGCGCAAAAGGCUUUCAAGGUGCGACAGAAUGCGGCCCCGAGUUAUUGUACGAAAAAUGCGACAUACUCGUAGUGGCUGCUCUAGAGAAAACUAUCACACACGAAAACGCUGGAAAACUGAACUGCAAGGUUAUAAUUGAAGGGGCAAAUGGUCCAACAACGCCUGCAGCUGAUCUUAUCCUCCGCGAGAAAAAGAUACUCUGCCUUCCGGAUCUCCUCGCGAACGCCGGUGGAGUUACCGUGUCUUACUUCGAGUUCCUUAAAAACAUUAAUCACGUCAGCUUUGGAAAGCUCAGUAUAAAGUUUUGGAGGGAUUCCAACAGCGCACUGUUAGAUUCCGUAGAAAAGUCACUGAAGAAGUCGAACAUUGACGCUCAGAUUCACCCAACGCCGUUGUUCCAGUCUCUUAUGUCUGGUGCAAGUGAACACCACAUCGUGACGUCUGGCUUAGAGUAUUCUAUGAUCAAUGCUUGCAAUAAUGUGAAGCAAGCGGCGGCUGCACAUAAUCUAGGUUUAGACGUCCGAACAGCUGCCUAUAUAAACGCGAUUGAGAAGAUAUUCGUCACUUAUGACGAACAGGGCCUUGCUAUAUAA